This is a messenger RNA of Aspergillus welwitschiae, 654 nucleotides long. RefSeq names its product ribosomal protein P2 (gene aspf8). Lineage: Eukaryota; Fungi; Ascomycota; Eurotiomycetes; Eurotiales; Aspergillaceae. The transcript has 3 exons. Gene Ontology annotation, molecular function: structural constituent of ribosome. Gene Ontology annotation, biological process: cytoplasmic translational elongation; translation. The record is from RefSeq and is a predicted model, not a curated record. Gene Ontology annotation, cellular component: ribosome; cytosolic large ribosomal subunit. The coding region runs from base 122 to 454 and encodes 110 amino acids.
CAUUUCUCUCUUUUUCCGUCCAUCACAUCGCUCAACCCCCAGCGAACUCGACGUGUCAGUCUCCGCCCAACUUUGCGGUUAAAUCGAUUGAUUCUCGUGUUCACCACCACAACUAUUCAAAAUGAAGUACCUCGCCGCCUACCUUCUGUUGGCCCUUGCUGGCAACAACACCCCCUCCGCUGAGGACAUCAAGUCCGUCCUCUCCGCCGUCGGCAUUGACGCUGAGGAGGAGCGCCUCCAGAAGCUCCUUGCUGAGCUUGAGGGCAAGGACCUCCAGGAGCUCAUCUCCGAGGGUACCCAGAAGCUCGCUUCCGUUCCCUCCGGUGGUGCCGGUGCUGCUGCCGCUGCCCCCGCUGCCGGUGGCGCCGCUGCUGCUGAGGCUCCCGCUGAGGAGAAGAAGGAGGAGGCUGCUGAGGAGUCCGAUGAGGACAUGGGCUUCGGUCUCUUCGACUAAGCGCCUUCACUCCGAACACCGAGAAAAACGUAACAGUUCGUGGGGGAACAGAAAUCUGGCGGUUAUUUUCAGUCUAGGGAGGAAAAUUACCCAUUGGUCCAGUCAAGCCGGUGUUUGCCAGGCUUUUCUGAUGCAGUUACGAUUUAUGCAUAAGUGAGCUGGAAAGAGCUUUAGCCAAUACAGAUUCUCUGACCUCCCGA